AUGGACAAAGCGUUAAGGGAGGCUUGCACUGACACAAAGCACGAGUGUGACCAGUGCUUCAAUUGCUGGUUUGCCAAGAAGUUCCUCAAUGGGGACCCAUGCACCGACCUCUUCAAGCAUCAGCAGUGAGUUCAGAAAGCAAUAAAGGAGGAGAUUCCUACUGAAGGACUGGAGUUCAUGGGCCAUGGCAAAGAAAAGACUGAAAGUUCUUCUUGACCUUGACAGUUACCUUGAAAAUGGACUCCUCAUAUCAGGAAAUUGAGGACUCUGGAUCAUGUCAAUUAAAGCUGUGAAGAUAGCAUGGAUUUGAUAAAUUUAGGAGGAAGGAGUU
Physeter macrocephalus (sperm whale) is the source of this 331-nucleotide messenger RNA. RefSeq names its product TP53-regulated inhibitor of apoptosis 1-like. Lineage: Eukaryota; Metazoa; Chordata; Mammalia; Artiodactyla; Physeteridae. The record is from RefSeq and is a predicted model, not a curated record.